GCAAAUUUCCACACUUCAGUCUGUCUUGAACCUCAUUCGGUGUCAAAACGGAAGCGCAGUAUUUUUAAUUUUUUUGCGCCGCUACCGCCAUCCACCGUGCUUCGUCGUUGUCGUAGUUGUAGUCGUUUGUCAACAACAACAACAACAAUAAAAUAUCGCCUACAUAAAACGAGAGUUUAAAAGAUUUCGGACGAAGAACCGCCCCGAACAGUGCCGCCGGUUUUGAAUUCCAGUUAUAUAUUAAUCAGAGCGUUACACCAUAAUCAUUAAGAGAGAAAUCAAAAAUAAAUAAACUUGACCAUCACCAUAACAAUUUUUGGUCUACAAAUAGUUUGACAUAUCUUUGACAUAUUGUACAAAAAAAGUGACACAACAAAGGUUUAUCCACAAAAUUACCGUUGCCGCUUACAGAGUGCACUGAAUUGAUUUUAACUAAAAUGUUGACGAAACUUAUCCUGGUUGGAUGUCUCCUUGGAGUCACAAUUCUUUCAGUCACAGCAGCUGACGAAGACAAUCCAGAACUGUUAAAGAUUCCCGAAAUAACUCGUGACAUGCGCUACGAUCAAGUGACAUCCGAACGAGUUGCCCAAAGUGUGAUGAAUUUUGCUCAUGAUUUAGCAGUUGCAAUCGAUACAAAUGAAUAUCCAAAUACUCAAAUAUUUUCCCCACUAAGUGUCAUGUCAUCUUUGUCCAUCCUUCACAUGGGUGCCUAUGGCAGGAGCUACAAUCAGCUCAACCGACUGUUUGCCACAUCAAAUGGGCUUAACGGACUGAGUUCCGCGAAGGUCCAUGAAGAAUUUGGUUGGUUGUUGGAAGAUGUAAUGACAAAUAGGAACAACAAAAAGAGACCACGCAUGGAUUCGCCUUGGCGAUCAACCCCCUUCAAUCCUAAUAACUUGGGUAAAGGCGGACAAAAUACCCCCACCGAGCAUACAGUACGAGUGGCCAAUGCUCUAUUCGUGCAGAAGGGUUUCAGUCUUAAGCCAGAUUAUGCUUUUGCCGCUCAGUCGGUUUACAAGAGUGAAGUUACUCCAUUGGACUUUAAACGGGAUCAACAAAAUGCCAAGGACUACAUCAAUAGUUGGGUGAAUCAGAAUACGUUGGGUAAGAUUCCAAUCAUCAUCAACGAUGAACUGAGAGGUGAUACGAAUAUGAUUUUGGCCAGUACUCUCUACUUCAAGGGAUUUUGGGAGCAACCGUUUUUGGCUUCGGGAACUGCAAAAGCGAAUUUCUACCCAGACGGGCCCGAAAGUAUGCCAGUGAGAAUUCAGAUGAUGGGUGUUGGUGGAGUCUUCCCCUUCUAUGAUGCGCCAGAAUAUGAUUGUCGUAUCAUUGGCCUGCCUUACAAGGGCAACCAAACCACCAUGUACAUCAUUCAACCUAAUGACUCAACACGUUUGAAGCUCCAGCAAUUACAAAAAAUGCUCACCGGGGAGAAAAUAAACGAAAUGAUUUCAAAAAUGGAACACAAAACAGGAGUUGUUGCCUUUCCGAAGUUCCAUGUUCCCAACACAUUGCAUCUUAAGGCACCUCUCACUCGCAUGGGAUUCGGGGAAAUUUUCCAAGAGAACUCAGCGGAUUUCUCCCUAAUAGCCGACCCAGACCAAAACCAAAACCAACAGGUGCAAGCAGCAGCAUCAUCGCCAUCAUUUUCUCAAAUUCCAAUCCCAGUUCACGAGCAAUUAAACUUUGGUGAGAUCAUGGCUCGUCCAGCUGCACCAGUUCGAGUUGCUCAGAAGGCUCCAAAGUAUGAUCUAUCACAAGGGCCCUUGGAUCGCUAUCAGGAGCAGCCUUUGAUAUUUUCACGGUUUGGCGGUGAAAUGGAAAUGAAGAAUCAGACGGAUCGACUGGGACAGAUAAAUCAAAUGCAAUGGACUCAACAGGGUGAUCUUAUGAUCGGUACACCUUAUGAGCGUUCGAAGCGGGCCGUCACCUACAAAGUUGAGAGUGAAUUUGCACGAGGCAAUACUCCAUUGCGCCUGAAGCAUUUGAUCCUAAAUAAACGCAUAACAAAGACCAAUCCAGGAAAGAAACUCAUACGCAAUCGUCGUGAGGUCGUUCCAGCUUCUGCUCAAAGUCUACAGAGACUAGACCAAAUGCGAUCGACUGCGGGCUUAAAGAAGCCGCAACUUUAUGUCGAUGAUAUCCUUCACAAGGUCGAUUUCAAUGUAAACGAACAGGGCACAGAGGCAGCUGCAGUUACCUUGACUUUCCUGAGGAGAUCAGGGACUGAUGUGGCCUUCCGAUGUGAUACACCUUUCCUAAUACUUAUUCGACAAGAUCUUACAAAGUUGCCACUGUUCUAUGGCAUUGUGAAUAUACCGGCUCAAUGAGAUUGGAGUAUUUAUGUAUUUUAAGAUAGAUGAACUUAUUUUGGAUGACUCAUGUGAUUUUAAGAAAAUUUUCUUUAAAAGUGAUGAAAAAGAGAUCGAACAAAAUUUAUUGAUCAAAUUAUUUUAGUUUUUAAAACAAUCACAAGAACAAACAAAAUUUGCUUUAUAAAUCAUGUAGAAGUGUAUUUUUUCAUACCUAUUUUUUUAAAAUGUUAAACAAAAAUCAAAAACUUAAAAUAAUAAAAGACAAAAAAAAUACUUGAGAAUGAAA
Messenger RNA from Eupeodes corollae, 2604 nucleotides. Its product is annotated as serine protease inhibitor 28Dc-like. The record is from RefSeq and is a predicted model, not a curated record. The transcript has 5 exons. The coding region runs from base 438 to 2333 and encodes 631 amino acids. Gene Ontology annotation, molecular function: serine-type endopeptidase inhibitor activity. NCBI's taxonomy places the organism in Eukaryota, Metazoa, Arthropoda, Insecta, Diptera, Syrphidae.